Ruditapes philippinarum (Manila clam) is the source of this 1891-nucleotide messenger RNA. Its product is annotated as acetylcholine receptor subunit alpha-like. The record is from RefSeq and is a predicted model, not a curated record. Gene Ontology annotation, molecular function: transmembrane signaling receptor activity; extracellular ligand-gated monoatomic ion channel activity. Bases 268 to 1371 code for a protein of 367 amino acids. NCBI's taxonomy places the organism in Eukaryota, Metazoa, Mollusca, Bivalvia, Venerida, Veneridae. Gene Ontology annotation, biological process: monoatomic ion transmembrane transport. Gene Ontology annotation, cellular component: membrane. The transcript has 7 exons.
AUUUUUAACACAAAUUUAUUUAUAGUUCCAUGGUUAGAUUCGUAUUCAACAUCAAGUGCUGGUUCCCUGUACACAGCUUUGACAUUCGGUUACAACAAUCUAGUGCGCCCGGCGGGAACCACACAAGUCACAGUUAGCUUCGGAAUCCUCAGUGUUAAUCAUCUGGAUGUGAAAACUCAAACAUUCUCAGCUACGGGUUGGUUUGACGUGUCCUGGACUGACACACGGUUCUCAUGGACACCCGGAAGCUAUUCUGGUAUUUCUGAAAUGUAUCUCGACUAUACGUACUGCUGGAAUCCGAAAAUUAUUGUAGAUAAUAGUGUUGACGACGCCAUCAUUCUGGCUAAUGAAGCUUUGCUGUUUGAAAUAGACAAUACUGGAGGGGUCACGUGGUCGCCAUCCGAAGAGUUCACAGUCCACUGUUCAAUGGACGUUACAUCAUAUCCAUAUGAUACACAAACAUGCUUCCUCAGUGUAAAAAGCUGGUCGUUUCCAGCAAGUGCUGUUGAGCUGGUUUCCGGUGGUAUAGACACUCAGCAAUAUGCAGAAAAUGAUGAAUGGAAGAUGACGUCAUCAGAAGUGACGAAACAAAAUGUGACAGUGGGUGGAGUAGAACAUAGCAAUCUACUGUUUAAAUUCAAAAUGACUCGACGAUCCACGACGAUACUCGUUACCAUGGUAAUGCCGCUAGUUCUCAUUUCCUUCCUGGGAGUGUUUGUGUUUAUGGUACCAGUAGAAUCUACCAGCAAGAUGGGGUACCCAAUAGGUAUACUUAUAGUUGAAGUGAUCCUACUAGGCAUGUUGCUAGAGAUAUUACCUAUAUCAGCCAGGAAUAUUCCAAUUCUAGGAACAUAUGCAAUGGUGUUAGUGUUAUUCAGUUUAUGUGAGACUUUCAUGACAAUUGUUGUAAUAAAACUUUACCACUACAAAGACAGAAAUAGGCGUGUAACUUACAUUUAUGAACGUCUUGCAAUAGUGUUGUUAGCACUGACAUGCUAUCGUCAGAGAGAAACAACUUCCGGUAGUCCGAGGAGUCCGACCAAUGAGAGUGACUCCCCCUCAAUUGAAACUCCGAAUGUAAUCGAAGCGCCACCAGACUUUAAACAUCCUCUUAAGAGAAGACUUAGUUUAAAGACAAUAAGCCCCGAUUGCAGUUUUGCUUCAACUAGUAAGAAUGAAUUUGACAGAUCACGUGGUCGAUCAAAGGCGUGGGACAGCGGUGGCGCCCUCUGUAGUAGUGAAAUAGACCGGAAGUUAUCAUGGGAACUUGUAUCCUGUGCAGUUGAUAGGUUUUGUUUACUGGUCUUCAUUCUUUUGAGACUUAUUCUUGCCGUUAUAUUUUUGACCAUGCUAUCAGUAAGGUCAAGUUAAUAUUAAAUUUGUGUGUAGAUUUUUAAAAGUAAAUGAUGACAGCUACAAUGUGACUCUUAUCACUGAACUUCCGGAAGGUUGCGUUAUAAUCAACACUCUGCAGGUGAAAUGAAAUAAGCAUGAAGAUACAUUUGUAAUUAUUUAGUGAAGCGUUAAUCAAUUCUGCGAGAGAAAAGACGUCACUUCUGGUUCAUGACAAGGUCUUUAUUUUCAAUAUCGACCGGACGUGUGUGCACUGUAAUUUCAAUAAAACAUUGACUUUUACUGGCUUCAGAGCCUAGUUCUGACAUUUCUUUGAUAUUGUAGCAUUCAUUUGUGCAUAUAUUUUAUAAUUAUAUCAUUUAUUCAUUUACGGGUAUGAAAAAAAAACAUUAAUUUUGUUAUUGUUGGAGUUAGUUGUUUUCCUUUCUUUAAAUUUGUUUAUACUUCGUGUAUACAUGUAUAUAUCAUAAUGGGAUUUAAUAUCCGGUUUGUCUCAUUUCAUUCUUUGUUAUCAGGUCAGUAUUUGAAUCAUUAUCAU